Polypterus senegalus (gray bichir) is the source of this 6286-nucleotide messenger RNA. Its product is annotated as microtubule-associated protein 2-like. Gene Ontology annotation, cellular component: neuron projection. Gene Ontology annotation, biological process: neuron projection development; microtubule cytoskeleton organization. Gene Ontology annotation, molecular function: microtubule binding. The record is from RefSeq and is a predicted model, not a curated record. Lineage: Eukaryota; Metazoa; Chordata; Cladistia; Polypteriformes; Polypteridae. The coding region runs from base 370 to 6096 and encodes 1908 amino acids. The transcript has 17 exons.
UCGAAGUGCGCGGCGCCGUCGCACAAAAGAAGUCCUUGCGGGCGGCGAGCCCUCGUGCACAUCGCUCGGAGGGCUGCUGUUCGGGCGCGCGCUCGCGGUGCGAGGGGGCGGAGUCGCAGCUGUCAACGCGCGCGCGCGCGCGCUCGCUCGCUCGCUCGUUCGUUCGUUCGUUCGCUCGCUGGCUCGAGUUGUGCGGCGGCUUUUCUGGACGGACACCGCGCUGAGUCGCCGGCUGAUCGCACCGCGUUCACAGGUUUCCACUGGGCGUUUUCUUUUUUUUGGGGUUUCUUCUUCUCUGCCUCCACGGGCACAGAGGCCAUUCUUCUCACGGUCAGUCAGCAGGAACGUCACGCAGCCCGUUUCCUCACAAUGGCGGACGGCAGACAGCCCGAGGAGAGCCUACCACAGUGGGCAGCACCGGGCUCCCAUGGUGACAGUGCGGCUCACCCCCAUGCACCAGCCGAAUUCAGGGAGCAGCUGCCCUCUGUGGCACACAAUGAGAAUGGCUACACUUCCUACCGGGGCUGCCCUACAGGAGGCGCUCAUGGACCCGACUCCUAUGCAGCGGCCAAAGAGAAUGGAUUCAAUGGAGAUAUUCCUUCAGAGGAUGUGGUAACAGCAGAGCAAGUGUCAGCAAGAAUAGUUCAGGAGGUGACGGCCGAGGCUGUAGCUGUGCUGAAGGGGGAGCAGGACAAGGACUUCCAGCACAAGGACACUGCAAAACAGUUACCCUCAGUUGAAGACUCCGCUAAUCUGCCUCCCUCUCCUCCUCCAUCUCCAGCUUCAGAGCAGAUUGGACCUUUGGAGGAAGUUAUAGGGGAUGAGGAGAAGGCAGGCCCUCUCCGACGCUUCAAAAAUUCACGGGAGAGGUGCAAGUUCCUAGCCCCUUCCAUCUCGGUGUCUGUGCCCGACGAUGAUCCAUACCACUCAGAUGACGAAUACUAUGAGCACCCAUUAUUCAGCUCCGAGUGGACUCACUCUUGCCCGCCCCCCCGUGGGGAAGCUUCCAUGUUUAGACAGAUUGAAGUAGAAGAGACUAUAGAGGUACCUUCAGCAGCAGACGAGCAAGAGGAGCCGGCAUCAGCAGCUCUUGUUCAGCAAGAGCCACGGAGGAGAGGGGAGGAGGCUGAGAAUGAGCCUAGUGCUGCCGUUGAGCACUUAAAGCAGGCAGAGCUAAUAAGGGAGGCACAGGCUCGGCCCGGCCCGCGGGCAGAGGCAGCUAGUGACGAGUGUGUGCGAGCAGAGACGCCCGACGGGAGAAGCGGCGAGGCAGGGGAGGGUACAUCCCCUCAGGAAGACGUGAAGAUGGAUAUGCAGAGCCAACAUGGGGGAGGCACUGAGCAGACCUCUCCUGUGACCACAAGUCAAAAGGAUAUUGAAAAAAGUACGUCAGCUCCCCCAGUGCAACCAACACUGGAGGUUAAGCCCUCUGCAGGUCCUGAGAAGGAAAGCAGUGCGGAAGACUCUCCGAUUGCAGAUGCCGCAGUUACUUCACUAAAAGAAGCCCCAUCAGUCAUCAGUCCUGCCACAGACAAACCAGAGGUGACUGCUCCCAGUGAAUGCCCAGUAAGCGUUCAAGAGAAAGAUUAUGACGAGGGAGCAAUGAAAAUCAAAGUUACUGAGGGUGCAGCUGAGCAACCGCUUGUUGGUCUCAAGGAAACUUCCCAAACCACAGAUAAGCCAUUCGCACCAAGUUCUUGUGAGUCUAACAGUCUCGAGCUACAAACGUCUGAAGUGCAGAGUGAGAAGAAGACAUCUGAAAAGACUGAUGUAUUAGCCAUGGGGGAGUCAGACGUUUUGCACGAAGCUCAACCAGGAGCACCCGAUCCAGCUCCAAAAGCUGAAGAUGCCGUACUUUCAUUCUCCAAAGCAGCCGAUGAAGGUUUGUCUUUCAGCACUCGUGUGGACAAAAGCAAGGACGGACAAGAAGCCGAAUUGAAAUGCAAGGAAAUGUUGUCAGGAGAAGCAACAAUUCUAGACACAGCAGAAAUUCCCCAAGAAGAGGAGAGCAUGCUAUGGACUUCUGAUCAAAAAAUGAAGUCAGCAGAGCACAGCGAGGGGGUGACUGAUCCCAAGUGUUCGUCAUCCUCUACUGAGAAGGAAGAUGAGGAUUUAAUACAGCCUACCCCAGCAUCAAGUAAAGAGGAUGUUAAAGAAGAUAGUCACGUUGAAAAGCUAAAGGAAUGUACAGAGGGAGCGAUGGAGGCUCCCUUGCCAAAGCUCGGGCCCGCUGAUAAAGAGUUAUCUGGAACUGACGUUCAUCAAUCACUCUAUGAGAAAAGUGAGCCAUUCAGCAGCUUAGACAUGCAUCUAGAAACCUUUGAGAAAGACAAGUCAGGGAUGUCUGCAUAUUUUGAGACUUCUGCCAUGAAAGAAGAAGACGAAGAUGACGAAGACGACUUAAAGGCAGAUAUCAUUCCAGGAGAGGGGUAUUAUGAAUUAAGCCAUGCAAGGCAGAGCUCAAGGCCACCUUGGGUUAACGAUGACCUUCCCGUCGAGUGCACAGUGAGCCCAGAGCUGCAUCCGUCCAAGGACACCCUCUCAGAACAACAGCUCAGCUACAGCACAUUAAGCCACAGCCAAGAACUGGAACCAGAAGAGGAAAUGGCAGCCAUUCAAGAGGAGCUGAAAGCUCUGCCAGUGAUUGAGAAGAAGAAGGACGAUGGCCGUUUGACUGUUGGCAAGUUGUCUCUUGAGCAGCGUAGUUACUCCCUCAACAUACCCAUAGCCUCACUAGAAUCUCUAAACCAAAGCGGAGGUCAUGGGCGACCGAAAACCUUUUCACCGCUGGCCUCUGAUAUUCUGUCUUUCACUAGUGGGAGUUUAGAUGAACCGAGUGAGUACCUCCCAGUGACCACUCCGGCAGUGGAAAAGCAGCCGGUCUUCCCCCCUUUGAUUCUGGAAGACCAGUCAUCAAGCUUAACUGCAGCAGAAGCUGCUUCAGAGAUGCAGCCAAGUCCCCAGGCACCAGAGUCACCUGAGUCACCCUUGCAGAUGAAAGACUUUUAUAAAAACGGCACAGUAAUGGCGCCUGAUCUGCCAGAAAUGCUGGAUUUGGCAGGUACAAGGUCAAGGCUGACAUCUGAAAGCACGGAUUCGGAGCUGGUGCGAAGAAAAUCGGUCCCGGCUGAUGUCCCAGCGCUUGUAGGAGAUACCUUGGCUCAGAUGGGCUUAAUAGACAUCAGUCAAAAGACAGCCAGAAGUGUGAGUCAGCUGGAAGAGAUUGGCUACUGUGUCUUCAAUGAGUAUACCGGCCCCAUGCCUUCACCUGCUGAUGUCCACAGUCCAAUGGAUUCACCCCCCCAGAUCUUUACUACCCCCGUUUUGGAAGAGGUUAGGCAAGACGCUGACAAAUGUCUGACAGUGCAGGAUGAGGAGGCUGUGAAGGAAGACCACCAACAAGUACCAAUUACUGAAGAAGACAGAGAAUUGUUACCUGGUCAGACUGAAGAAAAAUUGGAGACAAAAGUGAAAGAUGACUUGGAGGAAGCCCCUUGUGAUGUCAAGGGCAGGCAGCCUACAGCCGAAAACGAAGGCAUGGGUGGCAGUGUUGAAAAAGAACAGGAAAAGGAACCUUUUGCGGUAAAGUCUGACUCCGAAGCCUCUAUCCAGGUGCAAACAUCCCCACAGGUGGAGGAGCAAGCAGUACCAGUUCCAGAAGUUGUAGAGAAAGACACUGCGCAGGAUGGCAUUUCACCAGCUGCCUCAGUACCUCCACUGACAAUGAAAACUGACUCAGAGGAGAAAGGAGCAAUGGGCCCGGAUGCAGAAAACAUUGAGGCACAGUUAGAUCCUGCCACUAAAGCGGAAACUGGCACAGAGGUCAUAUCGGAAGAACAAGAAGUAACUGGUGACACAGCAGGAACCUCUGCCGAAGCCCAAGACGUACAAGAAAUUAAAGAUAAAAUGAAAGAGAAGCCAGAUUUGGUGCAUCAAGAAGCGUAUGAAGAAGCAGAUGCUGAAGAUGCCUACCAACUUAUGGGCAUUCUCGGCUCAAAUAAGGACGAGACUCAAGCCCCCUCAGUUAUAAAGUCCGUGUCAACUGAAAGAGAAGACAGUAAGGCAAAGGAGCCAAAACUAUCAACUGAAGAAAUACCUGCAGAGCAAGAAGCAGCUGAAAAAGAGUUGCCCACCGUGUUGGAGCAGGAAGCAGAAGCUGCUCCGGCGGCCAUUAAUGCAGCCUUACAAAGUCAAGAAGCAGCAGAGCAUCUUUUCAAGGAGAAGGACGAGUUGGAGGAUGAAAAAGACUCCAUAGAAGUUGGCGAAGAGCCUGAAGAAGUAAUCGAGGAAGCACAUGAACCUCUCCAUGUUGAGGAAAGCCCUGAGUCACAGAAUCUGGAAACAAGGGGCAUUAUUGAAUCGGUUGUUACUGUAGAAGACGAUUUCAUUACCGUUGUCCAGACUAUUGAUGAGGGCAUUGAGUCUUGCCACAGUGUUCGGUUCUCUACAUCAGCUGAGCCAGAACAACUGCAUGAGACUCCUGGAGAUAUGAAUGUUCAGCCAGAUGAGGAAGAGGAAGAGGAGGAAGAAGAAGAAGAACAAGAAGAAGAAGAACAACAACAGCAAUUACCCAUUAGAAGUGCCGAAGAAACCUCAGUGGUCCCUUCCACCCCAGAAAAGGAACAAGAGCAACUAACUGAAUGCAGGACAGAAACGUAUGAUGACUACAGAGAUGAGACUACCAUAGACGAUUCCAUCUUGGAUACUGACAGUGCCUGGGUGGACACUCAAGAUGACGACAGGAGCAUCAUGACUGAAACGAUCGAACCCAUUCCCAAAAUGGAGAGCCCUGAAAUUAGGAGGCCCUCCGUGGAAAAGCACCCUAAGGACAAGGCAGUGAGUAGGGGGAAGGGCCGAGUGUCCACUCCUGAAAGGAAAGCAGCCAGGAAGGAGCCGAGUUUGGUCCCAAGGGAUGACACAAAGAAGAAAAAAGCAGUGUUUAAGAAGGCUGAACUUACUAAAAAAUCAGACACUCAGACCCGGUCUCCAUCUCGGAAAAUCAUUUUAAAACCAGCGGUCAGAUACCCUAGGCCAGCUCAGCACCACCCAUCUGCUAAGCGGAAACCGACAGCUGUGGCUCAUGUUGAAGGUCGGCAGCCCCUCAGUGUUGUACAGCAGCCCAAGGACAAGAUCACUGAUGGCACCACAAAGAGCCCAGAGAAACGGUCAUCUCUUCCAAGACCAUCCUCCAUUCUCACGACACGACGUGGCCCGCCAGCAGACCGCGAUGAGAGCUCCACUUCAAUGACCAGCUCAGGGUCCACUGCACCCAGACGUCCAACUUCAAUCCGAUCUGAAGGAAGAGCUGAGCAAAGGAUGAGUCGAACCCCUGGCAUGGCAGGGACAGAGCACAUUCGCUCCAGGUCAGCGAGGAGUGGCACCUCGACACCAGUGACACCGGGCUCAACGGCAAUUACACCUGGCACUCCACCCAGCUACUCUUGCCGUACCCCUGGAACUCCUGGCACGCCAAGCUAUUCUCGUACCCCUCGCACACCAGGCACUCCUAAGUCUAUGAGUCUGGUGCCACAGGAGAAGAAGGUGGCUAUCAUUCGCACCCCACCAAAGUCCCCAGCAACCCCAAAGCAACUGCGUGUCAUCAAUCAGCCUCUGCCUGACUUAAAGAAUGUCAAAUCCAAGAUUGGCUCCAUAGACAACAUCAAAUACCAGCCAAAAGGAGGUCAGGUGUACAUUCAGUCCAAGAAGAUCGACUUGAGUCAUGUGACCUCAAAGUGCGGCUCUCUGAGCAAUAUUCGCCAUAAACCAGGUGGAGGAAAUAUAAGGAUUGAAAGUGUGAAGCUUGACUUCAAAGACAAAGCUCAUGCAAAAGUGGGAUCUCUAGACAAUGCUCACCACACACCCGGAGGUGGACAUAUCCAGAUUGAGAGCCAUAAGCUUUCGUUCCGAGAGUCGGCCAAAGCCCGAGUUGAUCACGGAGCUGAGAUAGUCACCCAGUCCCCAGGAUUAUCAGGAGCCGCUUCUCCUCACCGCCUCAGCAAUGUGUCAUCGUCGGGCAGCAUUAACCUACUGGAGUCCCCGCAGCUCGCCACCCUGGCAGAAGAUGUCACGGCUGCACUGGCCAAGCAGGGCUUGUGAGACUUGUGUGUCCAUCGCUCUCAUCCCUCUCUGUUCAGCUGUCCAGCGUCUCAUGAUUUUAAACAGCUCGAGUCAUUCCUUCAAGGCAUGGCAUGAAAGUUUCUGGGACCCUAACGGCAUUGGGAUAUUAUUUUUUGGUAUUAGUACUCUAAUAUUAAAAGAGUAAAACAUUAAAAAAAAAAAACAAAAA